AUGUCACAUACCUUUGAUACCAGCAAUGGGUCCAGUCCCUUCAUAACCAAUCCCUCAGUACGACUUCAACAAGGUUUAAUGUUACCUACAGAACAAGCACUAGACCAGGACCAAGGCAACGCUCAAGCCAGUGAUGUUUCUUCGGAGACCAAAGAGUCACUGGCUUUUGAAUCUGACAUGUCACUGUUUCAGGAUGCUACUGGUAUAGAAAAUGAAGAAGAUGACGUUGCACUGACCAGUCACAUUGCUGAUCAACACAAUCAAACAACUCCAAAGUGUGGGGGGACGGUUACAGACACCAUUGGACUUCGGGAGAAUGGCAGUAACUUUAAUUUAUCGACACAGGCGAUAAUCUUUAGUAGUAAUUCUCCUACUAAGAAUGUCUCUACAAGUAUACGUCGAUUGUCAGACGAGCUUGAAACAGAUACUGAUUCUGAAACAGCUUCCAGUCCCUUACGAAACAAACACAUCAGUCAGCAGCAACAGCAGCAACAGCAGCAACAGCAACAACAGCAGCAACAGAAGCAACAGAAGCACCAACGGAACAAGAAGAGUGCCACCAGAGAGUCAUGGCGUUCAAUACGACCUCUUUCAACUGCCAUUAGUGUACCUCCUACGACGUCUUCUUCCGGUGCCUCUUUAUUUACUACUCCGUCUAGUUCAGCUACCACAGCCAAUACAGAACAUCGGUUUUCUCUUCGAAAUAUGACGAUCCCAGAAGGUAACUUGUCGUCUGCUGCCAAGUUGGACGACUUAAAUAAACAAUUGAUCAACUAUAAAAUUCAGAUCAAGUUCUUCAAGCAGUUUCUUCAAAAAUUGAUUGCCCAAUCCCAAUCAGAAGGCACUGGCAGCAAGCUAGAUCUUGCGGAGUUGACUCAACUUCAAAAUAAUUUCAAUGACUUGACUUUAGGUGAUUUUUCAAGUCCUAAUAGAAAUGCUGUGGCCUACAGCAGACUAAAAGAAGAAUAUGAUGUGCUUGAGAGUAAUUAUGAACAAGUUUUUAAGCUCAAUGAUGAUCUUUAUGCCAAUUUGGAGAUAUUCCAGAAACAACUUCAAUCUCGAGAAGAAGAAUUGGCGAUAACUAAAGAGCAGUUUGAAGAAUGUCAAUUGAAGGUUGAAACCAUAUUUAGAAUCUUGAUUUCGGAUGCUUUCACUGAUCAGAGCUCACAAAUAGCUCUUCAACGAUGUUUAGAAUCGACUACUGUCCUCCCCAAUAAGUUAGAAGCUCUUAAACUCGAGUUAAACAAACGGCUUGAUUCACAUACUCUACAACAACAAACAGAACGUGAAGAGUUGACAUACACAGCAGAAACCGUUCUGACUAUCUUGAAGAACGUGGAGACUUUGGAAAGUCAAUAUGCUGCUAACGUUAAACGUACGGAAGAAUUAGAGAUUCAACUUCAAGAUGAGCGAAAGAAAUCUCAAAUAAUUGCCAGAAACUUCAAUGUUAUUACAGACAAGUUUAGUGAUUUUUCUAAAAAUGUUGAAGAUAAGGUUGAAGAUAAUACCAGGUUACGACAGGAAACGGAUAAAUUAAUAUCCUUGAAUGCUGAACUACAAUCCCAAAAUUCUUCUUUCAAAUCACAGAUCAAAUCCACCGAAAUACUUAUUGAAAAGUUGCAGGAACAACUUGGACAAGAGGAAGUGAUUCGAGAGAAACAGAAACAAGAGAUUGAAGAACUUCAACGAGCACAUACUGAAACCCAAAAGGCAUUGGAAUCGAGUAACGUUGUUCCCAUUGGCCCCCCCCCAUUUUCCCAAGAACGUGAGUUAAAGGAAUUAAAACAAAAGUUCAGUGAUUUAGAUGCUUCAAACCUGAAGGGACUGGAAAGAGAAUAUUUAUUGAUAACUGAAAAGAUGAAUUUAUCCAAGAGUUUAAGAACUCUGCAGGCAACCAUCAGCAAACAAAGUGAAACCAUAAUGUCACUUACGCGGAAUAAUAAUGAUUUUAAAGAACAAAUACGUGAAAAGGACAGAAGAUAUAGUUUACUUGAAUAUCAAUUGGGAGAAAUACUUUCAUUAGACGUUCUUGAAUUUGAAAAAUUCUUCAAAGCAAUGCAGCCAAUCACAGAGAACGAAAACGGUAUUGAACGGUCUAUUAGACAAUUGAGUAAAGGAGUUGAAAAUAUAAAAGCAUUGAUUGAGGCAGGAGAUCUUAAGAUCUUACGGGAACAACAUCAAGGAUUGUUUGAAUAUUUCUCACGAGCCUUUAAAAAACUUUCAAAGCAUUAUGGAGAAGAAGUACUUAAAACUAUGGAUCUUCAUGAAGAAUGGUCCGUUAAAAAUGAAACUCUUUCCAAUGAAGUUGUCACUUUAAAGUCUCUGAAUCAAGAAUUACGUAAGGAAGUGGCCGAUACCCAACUUCGGAAUAAAGAAUUAUUACGGAAGAUCGCCUCACUUGAAAGCCAAAUAACAUCAUCUUCAUCAUCUUUAGCUGCAACUCCAGAGUCCACCAAUGGGGGGGCCACUACAGAUCUUGUACGAAAUGCUUAUAAGCAGAAAUGGAAAUCAGAAAGAGAAUCAAGAAUGCUUGAGCAUAAUGGCUCACAACGAAGGGUUCGGGAAGCGGAACAAGAAAUUGACCGGUUGCAAAGAGAGAAUGCUAAUCUUAGAGCCAUGAAGAAUAGAGCCUCAUAUAUAAACACUUAG
Messenger RNA from Lizanozyma spartinae, 2649 nucleotides. RefSeq lists its product as uncharacterized. The transcript has a single exon. The record is from RefSeq and is a predicted model, not a curated record. Lineage: Eukaryota; Fungi; Ascomycota; Pichiomycetes; Serinales; Debaryomycetaceae. Bases 1 to 2649 code for a protein of 882 amino acids.